AUGGCAAUUCCCUUCCCCCAUUUCAUUGAUUCGGAGAAAGCAGCCAUGGAAGCUGGUAUUCUCCUUCCUUCUUUUCCCUCUCUGAUUCUCACCCAAGACGAUUUGAAGAAGAUCGCCGCCUACAAAGCCGUCGAGUACGUUGAAUCCGGCAUGGUCCUCGGCCUUGGAACCGGCUCCACGGCCAAGCACGCCUUCGACCGAAUCGGCGCUCUUCUCCGACAGGGCAAGCUCAAGGACAUCAUAGGAGUACCCACCUCAAAGAGGACAGAAGAACAGGCCCUGUCGCUUGGGAUUCCCUUGUCGGAUCUCGAUUCCCACCCUGUCGUUGAUCUUGCCAUUGACGGUGCCGAUGAGGUUGACCCUUUUUUGAACCUGGUGAAGGUUCGUGGUGUCUCCCUCUUGAGGGAAAAGAUGGUGGAGGGUGCGUGUAAGAAGUUCGGGGUGAUCGUGGACGAGUCAAACCUGGUGAACUUUUUGGGGGGCAGUGGUUUGGCUAUGCCUGUUGAGGUUAUACAGUUUUGUUGGAAGUUCACUGCUGAUAAGUUGCAGAAGCUGUUUGAGGAAUCUGGAUGUGUUGCAAAGCUCAGGACUUUUGGGGAAAAGGACGAACCUUUUCUCACGGAUAAUGGGAACUAUAUUGUCGAUUUGUAUUUCAAGAAGAGUAUUGGGGAUUUGAAGGUUGCCAAUGAUGCCAUUUUGCAACUUGCUGGAGUUGUGGAGCACGGGAUGUUCCUGGACAUGGCUACCACUAAACAUUUAGAUGAAUAAUGUAGGUGAAAUGGAGGCAGGCUAGACACAAGUCAGUUGGGUUCACUGGUGCGGCUAGUUUUAUUCUUGCUGUCCUAUGGUUUACCUCGUUCGGCUUGGCGCUUGCUGUUCAUCUAUGCCGUGGAUGGGGCAUUAACAUCAAGGACAAAGGAUCGAAUCGUUCACAAAGGAUUUGUCUUAUACUGCUUGUAUUGUUCACUGUUGCUGCAGCGACUGGAUGUAUCCUCCUUUCUGUUGGGCAGGAUAAGUUCCAUGAUGAAGCUUUGGAUACCCUCCAUUAUUUUGUCAAUCAGUCAGAUUAUAUAGUGCAGACUCUAAGAAAUGUCACUUAGUACCUCUCCUCGCAAAAACUAUCGAUGUCACUCAGAUGCUUCUUCCGUCUGAUGUCAUGGAUGGUAUUGACAAGCUGAACGUGGAUCUAAAUACUGCAGCAGAUACACCUUCUGAGAAGACAAAUGAAAAUUCAGUUAAAAUUCGAGGAGUAUUCAACGAUGGGCGUCUAGCUCUGUAUGUUGUGGCAGCAGUGAUGCUUCUUGUGGUUCUAAUUGGACUCCGUAUGUGUUGAUCAUAACAUCUUGAAUAAAUUGAGCUAAUUUUUUGGUUAUAACUGACUUGUAUUUUUGCAUUCCUGUCUGUCCUUGGAUAUCAACAUGCAAUCCUCAUAUUUGUUAUCACUGGAUGGUUACUGGUUGCAACCACAUUCAUUCUUUGUGGAGUAUUCAUGAUCCUUAAUAAGUAAGCCAUUGUAUCUAAGAGAUCGCAGUUUAAUAGAUUAGCAAGAACUAUUCACUUUCUUGGCUCCCUUUAGGCAUUCAUUUAUUUACCCUUGGAAAAGUGUUCUGCAUUCAUUGCAUCGGAUCCCCCCUCCCCCUCUCCUUUGCCUUCUUCAAUUCAAAAUUGUAACUUAUUCCAUCACAAAAUGCAACCGGAACUGAUGAUAUCCAAAUGAAAUCCAAUUAUCUUUAUGUUAUGGAGAUUUCUGUCUGUUAAAAGCUAACAUUAUCAUCUAAACCUGAUGAGUAAAUUAUUUCUAUUACUGUGCAAUUUCUGACACCUGUAUGGCCAUGGGAGAAUGGGUAGCAAAUCCACACAUUGAAUCUGCUCUUAGUAAUGUCCUUCCAUGUGUUGAUCAGAGAACCACAAACAAAACACUUUUUCAAAGUAAACAAGUGGUCACCAAUAUUGCAAGUGUUGUCAAUCGGUUCAUCUAUAACACUGCAAACAUAAAUGCAACAAAAGGUAGUUUUGACUACUACAAUCAGUCUGGGCCUUCAAUGCCAUCUUUGUGCUACCCCUUUGAUACUCAGUUUCAAGAGCGCCAAUUUAUGGCCCAAGAAGUUUCUUCUGCCAAUGCUUCAAUGGUGUGGAAGAACUACGAAUGUGAGGUAUCUGAAUCUGGUAUUUGCACCAGAGUUGGCAGGGUGACCCCUGAGAUUUACUUACAGUUAGUGGCUGCGGUGAACGAAAGCUAUGCAUUGGAACAUUAUACUCCACCUUUACGUAGCCUUCAGAAUUGCAAUUUUGUCAGGGAUGCAUUCACAAGAAUCACUUUGAGUUACUGUCCUCCAUUGAACCAUUACCUUAAGAUUAUCAAUGUAGGACUUGGCCUCGUUUCAGUUGGUGUUCUGCUCUGUCUUGUUCUCUGGAUCCUCUAUGCAAACCGCCCCGAAGGGAGGAAGCGUUUGAGAAGUUAUCCUUACCAGAAAAUAUAAACAUAUUUAAGAAUAACCAAAACCGCACAUAUUUAUCCUUGUCAAAUGCAGAUAGUGAAGUAUAGAUUGUAUAAUAGAAAAUUUGAUAAAGUAGACUACUAUUGUUUUUCUGUACCCUAUAUUAUGGGAAGAAACAAAGGUGGAGCGAAGCUUCAUCUUGUGUUCGAUGAGAAUAGCCAAAGCAGUGUAUUAUAUACAUUUUGUCCAUAUAUAGAAAAAGCAAUUUUAUUUU
Molecule: messenger RNA, 2712 nt
Organism: Abrus precatorius (Indian licorice)
Lineage: Eukaryota; Viridiplantae; Streptophyta; Magnoliopsida; Fabales; Fabaceae
Product: probable ribose-5-phosphate isomerase 2
Exons: 6
Coding region: 1-768 (255 amino acids)
Biological process (GO): pentose-phosphate shunt, non-oxidative branch
Molecular function (GO): ribose-5-phosphate isomerase activity
Source: RefSeq, a predicted model, not a curated record